AUGGUCCAACCUAUGGAACUGGCCACAGAGACACCCCCUGCACACCCCCCCCCGCCGCCUGUGCGGACCCCCCGCACACUGCUACACACACUGACACCCCCUCUGGAGACCACCCACUCCCGUGCACACACUCGUCUCCUCCAGCCCUGGAGCAGAGACCACACACGCUCACCCAAACGCAACUGGUGCUCCUACCCGGUGACGCGGACGGUGUCGUGCCACGUGCAGAACGGCACCUUCCUGCAGCGCGUCUUCCAGAGCUGCCGGUGGCCCCUGGCCUGCGGCGGCGACGCUCGUGGCUCCCUGGCGCUGCGGGACGCGGCCCGGCCCGGCCGGGGGGGCACCGGCCGGCCCCCCGCGGCCUUCUCAGGGCCCCCAGGCCCCCCCGGAGCCCCCGGCCGCGAUGGAGCCAAGGGCCUCCCCGGGGAGAAGGGGACCCCAGGGCUCCCUGGACCCCCAGGUCCCCCUGGCCCUCCCCGGGCCCCCAUAGGACCCUCCCCGCGUGUCCAUCCCAGCAGGCACGGAGGGCUCUUCCCCUCCGGCCUUCCCGGGUCUCGUGGGAAGCUCUCGGCCUCCGCCAGCAAACACAGCUCGAAUGAGCCGGGAGCCACGGCCCGCUGGGGGGUGCGGGCACAUCUAGCACGGGACCCGCUGCUCUCCAACAGCUUCACGGAUGUGACCGGGGGCAUCGUGGGCCCUGCCGGCCCCCCUGGCCCUGCAGGACCCGUGGGACCCCCAGGCCCCCCCGGCCCUGUCGGGCUGCCUGGGCCCCCCGGACCCCAGGGUAAAGUCGGACCACCCGGGGCUGCCGGCCCUGCCGGCGAGAAGGGAGACAGGGGGGAGGGUUUACACCAGCUCCGUGAGGCGCUGAAGAUCCUAGCAGAGAGGGUUCUCAUCCUGGAAACCAUGAUCGGGCUCUACG
Molecule: messenger RNA, 922 nt
Organism: Tinamus guttatus (white-throated tinamou)
Lineage: Eukaryota; Metazoa; Chordata; Aves; Tinamiformes; Tinamidae
Source: RefSeq, a predicted model, not a curated record